Molecule: messenger RNA, 1429 nt
Organism: Salpingoeca rosetta
Lineage: Eukaryota; Choanoflagellata; Craspedida; Salpingoecidae
Product: magnesium transporter NIPA3
Exons: 10
Coding region: 61-1107 (348 amino acids)
Biological process (GO): magnesium ion transport
Cellular component (GO): membrane
Molecular function (GO): magnesium ion transmembrane transporter activity
Source: RefSeq, a predicted model, not a curated record
AGGACAGCAACUCCCACACACAAAGCAUCUCGCUGCUGCUGAUCGCACCACCACGCAACGAUGGACAACCGAGACAACCGGAUCGGAGUAGGGCUGGCUCUUUCGUCCAGUGCCUUCAUUGGGCUGAGCUUCAUCGUGAAGAAGAAGGGCCUCAUUCGUUCCAGAGCAUCGGGCUCCUCAGCCGGGGAUGGAGGUUUUGCGUAUCUGCGAGAGUGGCUGUGGUGGGUUGGCCUCCUCACAAUGGUGGCAGGUGAAGCGGCCAACUUUAUUGCCUACGCGUUUGCACCAGCCAUCUUGGUCACCCCGCUCGGCGCCCUCAGCGUCAUCAUCAGUGCCGUCUUGGCGUCGUGGCUCUUGAAGGAACGGCUGCUCCUCCUCGGAAAGCUCGGCUGUGCAAUGUGCAUCGUCGGGUCCACCGUCAUUGUUCUCAAUGCUCCUGAGGAGAAGGAGGUCUCGUCCGUUUCCGAGAUUACAGACCAGAUGUUUGACAACGCACCAUUUCUUGGCUAUGCCGUGUGUGUCAUCCUGCUCAGCCUGUACCUCAUCUUCAUCGUCGCUCCCAAGCACGGCAAGCGCAACAUCUUCGUCAACAUCACCAUCUGCUCGGUCGUCGGCUCUCUCUCCGUCAUCGGCGUCAAGGGCCUGGGCAUUGCUCUCAAGCUGACGCUGCAAGGAUCGAACCAGCUUGGCAACGCGUCCACGUGGGGAUUUGUCGCCAUGGUGGCCGUCUGCAUCAUGACGCAGAUGAACUACCUCAACAAGGCACUGGAUACGUUCAACACAGCACUUGUCACCCCGAUCUAUUAUGUCCUCUUCACGACGUGCACCAUCCUUGCAUCCGCCCUCCUCUUCCGUGGAUGGACACAGCAAGCGGCCGCUGACGACGACAACUGCCCGGCCGGCAGCUCUGCCCCUGCGCUCAUCACGUGUCUCUGUGGAUUCCUCACCAUCUGCGGUGGCGUGUUCCUCCUCCACAAGAGCAGAGAGGACGCAGCAGAACUCACGCGCACACGGGACGACGACCUGGUUGAGUUGAUCAACCAGCGGGCUGUGUCGGACUCCAUGCAGACCCACGCGCCCUUUGAGCAAGACGAGCACGCCCUGUAGCCGCUUGCACCACCACCUCCACCUUCGUCGCCGAAUCAUUCACACACACACAUACACACGCACGCACACGCACACGCAUAUGUCGUGGCAUGUGCGCAGCCCUUUGCCUCUCUUUUCCAUCUUUACUCCGCCAAACCCCCCUCCUCCUCUUCUUUUUCUCUGUUCAAUCAGGCCAGGUAUCGCUUCUUUGUCCGCUUUGAUGAUGCAGGCUGUGCUCUCGUUUGCUUUCAAUUUCAAUGCAACCACAACAUGUGCCCCUGGUGUACACAUUCACCGCACCUGCUUGUGUGUUCAGGCACAACAGCAGCCAAUAGAAGGACAG